GACAUGGUUAGCAACAAUACUCAAGUAGAGAGCAGCAUUAAAAUGAUGCUCAGCUGAUUCUAAGGCAACGUUUUGACAAUGUUUUCCAUCGUCCAAAUAUGUUCAAUUUCCUGUUUUUAGUGGACAGCAGUUGCAGCCGACAUCCUGCACAUUUAGAGAUUCUAUUCUGCUAACCUUGCUUAAAAAGAGUGGUUGUUUGAGUAACUGUUGCUCUUAUAUCAGUCCAAAACAAUCCAGCCAUUCGUCCAUGAAUUCUCCCUUCAAACAUGCUUUUUUUAGAACCACAGCUGACGGGAUGCUUUCUCUGUAAACUCUACCGCUAGUUGUGCAUUACAUUCUCAAUAGAAUCAGCAGUUUCCAGAAUCUAUAAAACAUCCCAUAUGGCAUCAAAAACCAUGUCAUGAUCAAAAUGAUUCAAAUCACCUUUCUUCCCUCUUCAGAUGCGUGCUGAACUCCAAUCUGUCUGCAGUGAGUUUCUGCCACGUGACUGGCUGAUUAGAUAUUUGCUUUAGCAAGCAGUUGAACAGGUGUACCUGAUGAAGUAGCCGGUGAGAGUAAGGCUGAAUCCCAAACCGCCCCCUACACACUCCCCCUACACUACCGAGUGUCACUCCAAAAGAAGUCACACUCGCAGCUGUGGAGGGCACCUAUUAUUGAAGGGGGAGGGUAUAAAUACGAUCGUCAGGAAUGGGGCGCCCUGUCGCCUCACUGGAAAACGGAAGACGUCAUCGCCAUGGUAACACAAAGACGCCUACUGUGCAUGGCUGUACUAGCCUAGCCAUGCUACACCCAUGUUUCUGACGGCACAAGGGUCUAGGGAAGCUCGACAGGGAGGGAGGCGGGCUAAAAGGUUGUCUAUCAAAUCCCUCUGCAGCAAUUGGGUAGGUAUACAACCAAUCAAUGCAACGAAUAGGCUGAUGUAGUUCCGAGAGCACCGGCGGAUUGUGGCUAAGUCCCAUUAGCUUCCCAACCAGCGGAGCCGCGGAGCCGCGGAGCCAACUGGUAUAUUAAGGAUUUGCCAUAUCCCGUCGGCAUAAGUCCAAAUACGUCUUUCUUCUCAAUGAAACACUUAAGUGCCGUCCUUUGUUUAUCUUUCAAGUUGAAUUUUAGCUUCAAAUCUUUAAGGGCUGUGGCCAAAGCCGAGUCGAAAGAUAACUGUUUAUUGUGCGCCGGUUGUUUCUAUCAGAAUCGUCACGCCUCUGUCGUCACUUCGUUACGCCCGCCUUGUGACUCUACACUUCAUGGUGAUUGGUCUGGCCAGUUUUAGGGGAAUCCAGCCUCGAGCCUUAUGGAGGGUAACUAGACCCUCCCUGGCAGAGAAUUAAAUUCGUUGCCGUGGGUUGUCUAGCGCGGCUAGGCUAUGACUGUACCGCUGUGGCACAGGUUGCAACUAACAAGGAUCGCUGCUGCUUCCAGAAGACGAAAGCAUCCCACUUGUUUUCACUCACAUUUUUUCCAAUCCUAUUGUCUGGCAUUUCAAAUCCAACAAAUGAAUAAAUGAAUUCUGUCAGUUGUGUUCAAAUUUUAAGGUGUCAGGGGGUGCACAAUUAAAUGAAACGUCAGCAGAGAAGAAGAUUUGUUUCUUUUGAUUUAUCUUUUUUCACCACUCUUUUUGUGAUGUUCUGUCAGUGUGAAAAAGGCAUGGGAGAAAUAAUGGACGCAUGUGGAACUCACAUCAAUAUGUUCGUUUCCUCCUCCAUUUCGACGUUGCACUUCCUGAAAAAGUUGUCCAGAGUGAGCAUCGAUGCAGACUCGCUAUUUAAGGGCUGAACAGUCCACUCUCCCUCCGCACUACGCGGUUUGGGACGGCCCUUAAUAUGGAGGACCCUCCGCGGGAACGCGCAAACGGAGGGGUAGUGUGUAGGGAUAGUGUGUAGGGGGCGGUUUGGGAUUCAGCCUCAGUAUAUCUUCUCAGGGAUUAAAUAGCUUCCUAAUGAGCUUUCACUAAUGUCCAGGCUUCAGUUAAAGGAGACCUUUUUGCUGCUGCUUCUCAGAACAAUGUCAAGACAGCCCCAGCACUUUAACUAGAAUUGUUAUAGACCCUUUAAUGACCCACGUCACGAAUGACGUCACAGCUUUAGCUGGAGGCAAAAGAGGAAGCCCGCGGCCGUGACCGAAAGGCGAAAGACUGAGGGACUAGGCUCUAUCAACUUUUCUAAAAUGUCGUCCUGCUGUGUUUUUGGAUGCCAGAAUAGGAGGAAUGACAUUGGCGAACGCAAAUUAAAGUUUUAUAGGAUUCCACCGAACACUCUGCUCAGAGGGAACGAAGACAGUUGUGGUUAAAUGCACUGAGGCGAAAAGACUGGACAGAGACGAUCAGCUGCAGUCAAUUCCAGCCAUUUUCAGUACAAAAAAUCGCUAAUAUUCUAUUUGUAAAUAAAAAUAUGACGAGAAAUACAGGGAAUAUUGGACGCGCAUCGCGAGGUGCAUUUCCUUGAAAAUGGCCGAUUCGUGGAUUAUAUACCGACUUCAAGACAUGUUUUGGACAAAAUAGUUGACUGGCUUUGUGUCGUCUGGAUGUCCAAGGUCGGAUUAUGGCCGUUUUUUGUGGAAUAUUUUCAUCUGUGUGUAAUAAUGAACCCGCAAAUGUGAGUCGCGCUGUGUACUUUAAAGCCGUGUACAGAGAAAGGAUGGAUGGAUAUUCGUUGUUUGUCGGAAAAUUGGGUUUAUAUUACCCGCUGUGGUAAUCACAUCUGAAAGUGGUUUAUACCGGCGGAUUCAUGAGAAUCUAAGCUUUCCAUCGGCGUAUAGUGUUUAUAUAAUCGCGUUUGCAGCCUUCGGACAUUCUUUAAAUUCCUAUGCAAAUUAGUAAGUGUACCGCCGGCGGGACACUGCAGAUUAACGGGUUAAAAAUGCUCGAGUUUGCAGCGCAAACUAUAUACAGUCCCGCUUAACUUCUCGCUCCGCUUUUGCCUCCAGCAUAAGCCCCGCCCACAAAAAACGUCACAAUGUUUGUAAACAAAUAAAGGGUCUAUUAAUUAUGCUUUUUUCAAAAUUGUGAAAUACUGUAAUUGCACAUACACAAUAACAAAAUAAUUGAAUAAAUCUUACAUUUGGAUUUUUUUUUCUAUUUAAAUAACAUGCAUUUGCACUUGUACAUGAGAAUAGAGUUACUGUACUUGGCUGCAAAUAAAAUUUUUCAAAUAAUCAUCAAGCUCAACAACUGCCUACAGACCUGGCAGCAGCAUGCAAACAAAUCGGUGAACCGCUGCGGCCUGUCAAACCCCCACCCUUGUAGCCACCAGUACCACCAACCCAGCUUUGAGGGGGAUUCCAGACACUUCCACUCUAUGCCAAACGCCGUGGAUUUCCUGCUACCCAGAAGAAGUCAAAACAUGAUAGCAUUCUCCAGCUCUGCUCCUCUUCUGGGCCCUCACAGCAGCAGCACCAGGCACCACUACCAGUGCGUCAAGAGAAAGCUGCGGCCCGGUCGAAUUCUAGGUUUUGUCAUCAGCCUGGCCGCUGUCUGCACAGUCUGUUCAUGGAGUGCCUUGUCACUGGUCACAACAGUGGCCAACGAGCUGGAAUCGGCUGAUAAGGGCUCAGCAGGGGCAGCGUUACCCCAAAGAACUCUCCUGCAGCACCGCAACCUCUCAGCAGCACAAGAGGACACACCACAGGCCAUGGAAUCAUCUUCUGUGCUAGAAAUGAAUCAUGGGGACUAUCCAACGGACUACUUCAGCGUGGAUGAGAGACGCCAGGGCUUUGUGGCGUUUCAUAUGUUUGGCAUGUUGUACAUGUUCAUAGCCUUAGCCAUAGUGUGUGAUGAAUUCUUUGUCCCCGCGCUCACUGUCAUCGCAGAGAAGCUGGAGAUCUCUGAUGAUGUAGCAGGAGCCACCUUCAUGGCAGCAGGAGGCUCAGCCCCAGAGCUCUUCACCUCUGUCAUAGGAGUCUUUGUCUCCCACAGUAACGUGGGAAUUGGUACCAUUGUGGGCUCUGCUGUCUUCAACAUCCUGUUUGUGAUAGGGAUGUGCGCCCUGUUCUCCAAAGAGGUGCUGAACCUCACCUGGUGGCCUCUGUUCAGAGACGUGUCGUUCUAUAUCAUUGACUUGCUCAUGCUCAUCUAUUUCUUUCUGGAUAAUCAAAUCACGUUGACGGAAACCCAUGCCUCCUCCACCCAGCUGCCUCCCAGGGUGUCUCCAAACCACUAUGAUGCCGUCAGUUCUUAUGCAACCCCAGCUCUGAUUGUAGAGGGGGAAAGGCCAUAA
This is a messenger RNA of Acanthochromis polyacanthus (spiny chromis), 4208 nucleotides long. RefSeq names its product sodium/potassium/calcium exchanger 2-like. Bases 3081 to 4208 code for a protein of 375 amino acids. The record is from RefSeq and is a predicted model, not a curated record. The transcript is spliced from 4 exons. Lineage: Eukaryota; Metazoa; Chordata; Actinopteri; Pomacentridae. Gene Ontology annotation, cellular component: membrane. Gene Ontology annotation, biological process: calcium ion transmembrane transport; intracellular calcium ion homeostasis; long-term synaptic potentiation. Gene Ontology annotation, molecular function: calcium channel activity; calcium, potassium:sodium antiporter activity.